AUGUCAGACGCCCCGUUAUACUCACAGCUUCCGCACCAACGAGCCAUCCGCUUAUUGCGCAUCAAAUCAGGACCCGGCGAAGAAGUCAUUCGGAUCACCCUCGAAACUUUCGACCUCAAUUCGAAUACACAAUUCAAAGCGCUCUCAUAUGUCUGGGGAGAUGCAACAUCGCCAUGCGAGAUUAUAUGCAAUGGGCACAAAAGGCCGAUCACACGCAACCUUUGGGGUGUCUUUUUGCAACUACGAAAACAGAGGUUUGAUUGCCGACUGUGGGUAGACGCUAUCUGCAUCAACCAGAAGGACGAAGAAGAGAAGAGUUUCCAGGUGGCUAUGAUGAGAGAUAUCUACAAGAGCGCCGCGAAGGUCAUAUUCUGGCUUGGAGAGCAAGAAAGCUACGAUGAAGCUGCAAUCAAUCUGAUGAGAAGUUUUUCCAAAAGGUAUCCGCCUCGGCUGGAUCUGGAAUCACACAGAGGGAAGACUCUGGAGGAGCUGGGCCUUUCUUCCAUUGACCGCGGCUGGACUGGAUGGGCCUCCUUGUUUUGUCGCCCAUGGUUUGGACGCGUUUGGAUUGUACAAGAGUUCCUCAACGCAAGGAAUUCCGUAUUUAUGUCCGGUGCACUGGAGAUUCCCACUGAAUUGCUAGUGCAUUGCGGGCUCGCUACUGGAGUGUGUGCUGCAAUCGGAGGAGCUGUUUCAUGGCACAACAAAGAUGCUCGUCAAGCCCAAAGAGCUAUCUUGAGACUUCAAGCUCUGGGGAUCUACCGUGAGAUAGGAGAUGAAUAUCGCGUUCGAAUCUUCGAUCUAUGGUGCAGGAGCCAGCAACUUGAAGCCACAGAUCCUCAAGACCGAGUUUUUGCACUCUUGUCAACACAAAAAGCAGUGAAGAUGGACAUGAUCGAUUACCGUAAGGGUGAAGCUACAGUCUAUACAGAGAUUGCAGCGCAGGCUCUCAACAUACCAGUUCCCAGGAUCACACGGGAUGGAAAGAUAGUUCAGGCAUCGGAGUACCAACUUCAGAGGUCUGACUUGCACCGAGUCAGCAGGUUCUUGGCUUGUAAGUUUCGCUCUCCACAAUCAUCAAACUUACCAAGCUGGGUGCCGGACUGGAAGCCUAUUGGAUUCAAUUUCGUUCCCUUGACGCGCUAUUUUACUGGCACUGCAUCUUUUGAACUCCCUUACGACCACGCUGUUAUCGAAAAUAAAGCAUUGUACAUAUCAGGAAUUAUCUUGGACGAACCUCACGUCAUUAUUGAUUCGAGGCCAUAUUUGGAUCUGAGUCGACCACCAGUGUUCGAAACUGAUGCAGAUGCCCCGAGCUUGACCAGACAUAUGUUGAAUUGGAUGUAUAUGUGCUAUAUGGUAGCUGUAUUGACUCUUCCACGUUCAGUCGAGAACGUCCGCUUUGGAAGAUUUUGCCGUGCAAUGUAA
Molecule: messenger RNA, 1428 nt
Organism: Alternaria burnsii
Lineage: Eukaryota; Fungi; Ascomycota; Dothideomycetes; Pleosporales; Pleosporaceae
Exons: 3
Coding region: 1-1428 (475 amino acids)
Source: RefSeq, a predicted model, not a curated record